Messenger RNA from Triticum aestivum (bread wheat), 580 nucleotides. RefSeq lists its product as uncharacterized. Lineage: Eukaryota; Viridiplantae; Streptophyta; Magnoliopsida; Poales; Poaceae. The record is from RefSeq and is a predicted model, not a curated record. The transcript has a single exon. Bases 121 to 351 code for a protein of 76 amino acids.
CCAUGCCAUCCCGGCACCGGCCACUCAAAAUCCCCAGACUUUCCAAAGCCAAAAUCCCAACCUCCGUCCUCCGAUCCCCCUCUUCUUCCUCCUUCUCGCGGCCGAGGGGGUCGUCCAUCGAUGGCGACAAUGGGGGCGGGCGAAGCAGUGAAGAUGAUCUGCGGGACGAAGGUGGAGCGGGUGGUGGGCACGGGCAAGGCGCCCGGUGCUUGCCCGUCCUGCGGCGGCCCCGUGGUGGCCACCGACGUGGAGAGCGAGCGGCGCAUCCUCUGCCUCCCGCUGUGCCUCAAGAACAAGCGCAAGUACUCCUGCACCAGGUGCUUCCGCCGCCUCGUCACCGUCUACAGCUAGCCGGCCCCAAGCCGCUGGUGGUGGUGCCACCGAUCCAUCCAUCCUUCCAUCAACUAGCGAUGUACUACCAAGCAAAUCCAUUAAUCCGCUCGACUUCUUUGAUUCCUGUUGGCCGUGCUUACGGCUCUAGAGUAGCUUGCUAGCCUGGAUAAUGUAAUGUCAUGUUGAUCCUGUCUUAGUUCUUCUACAGUGUUUCUAGGGAGUACUCCUAGUAGCUAAAUCUAGCUAA